CCUCGCGGCCGGAGGGAGCGGCCGGAUGGAGCGGAGGAUGAAAGGCGGAUACUUGGACCAGCAAGUGCCCUACACCUUCUGCAGCAAAUCUCCCGGAAAUGGGAGCUUGCGCGAAGCGCUGAUGGUCCCGCAGGGGAAACUCAUGGACCCCGGCUCCCUGCCGCCCCCCGACUCCGAAGAUCUCUUCCAGGAUCUAAGUCACUUCCAGGAGACGUGGCUCGCUGAAGCUCAGGUACCAGAUAGUGAUGAACAGUUUGUUCCUGAUUUCCAUUCAGAAAACUUAGCUUUCCACAGCCCCACCACCAGGAUCAAGAAGGAGCCCCAGAGUCCCCGCACAGACCCGGCCCUGUCCUGCAGCAGGAAGCCGCCACUCCCCUACCACCAUGGCGAGCAGUGCCUUUACUCCAGUGCCUAUGACCCCCCUAGACAAAUCGCCAUCAAGUCCCCCGCCCCUGGUGCCCCCGGACAGUCGCCCCUGCAGCCCUUUCCCCGGGCAGAACAACGGAGUUUCGUGAGAUCCUCUGGCACCUCCCAGCCCCCCCCUGGCCAUGGGUACCUCGGGGAGCAUAGCUCCGUCUUCCAGCAGCCCUUGGAUAUUUGCCACUCCUUCACAUCCUCUCAGGGAGGGGGCCGGGAGCCCCUCCCAACCCCCUACCAACACCAGCUGUCGGAGCCCUGCCCACCCUACCCCCAGCAGAGCUUCAAGCAGGAAUACCUGGACCCCCUGUACGAACAGCUGGCCAUGGGCCAGGGUGGGGUCAAUGGGCACAGGUACCCAGGGGCGGGGGUGGUGAUCAAACAAGAGCAGACGGACUUCGCCUAUGACUCGGAUGUCCCUGGGUGUGCGUCAAUGUACCUUCACACAGAGGGUUUCCCCGGACCCUCUCCAGGUGACGGGACCAUGGGCUAUGGCUAUGAGAAACCUGUGCGACCAUUCCCAGAUGAUGUCUGUGUCGUCCCUGAGAAAUUUGAAGGAGACAUCAAGCAGGAGGGGAUGGGAGCAUUCCGAGAGGGACCGCCCUACCAGCGCCGGGGUGCCUUGCAGCUGUGGCAGUUUCUGGUGGCCCUGCUGGAUGACCCAACGAAUGCUCACUUCAUUGCCUGGACGGGCCGGGGGAUGGAGUUCAAACUAAUCGAGCCUGAGGAGGUCGCCAGGCUCUGGGGCAUCCAGAAGAACCGGCCCGCCAUGAAUUACGACAAACUGAGCCGCUCACUCCGAUACUAUUAUGAGAAAGGCAUCAUGCAGAAGGUGGCUGGAGAGCGUUACGUAUACAAGUUUGUGUGCGAGCCUGAGGCCCUCUUCUCUCUGGCCUUCCCGGACAAUCAGCGUCCAGCUCUCAAGGCCGAGUUUGACAGGCCGGUCAGUGAGGAAGACACAGUCCCUUUGUCCCACUUGGACGAGAGCCCUGCCUACCUCCCAGAGCUGGCUGGUCCUACCCAGCCCUUUGGCCCUAAGGGUGGCUAUUCCUACUAGCCCCUGGCAGCUGCUCCCUGGCCACCGGGGUGCUGUCCUGUGUACAUAUAGAUGAAUCUGGUGUUGGGGAAACCCUCACUCUGAAACCCACAGAUGUCUUGGAGCAGGUCCCCACUGGCCUAUCAGCCGCCCUGGCCCAGACUCUGAGCUGUGCACCAGAGUCCAUGGGAAGGACACGUGGAGACACUGCAGGUGCAAGUUGGAGUCUCAGAAACUCCUGAGGGUCUCACCUCUGGCCUCUUCCUAGGUCCAUCCUAGAGGCCCAAGCCCCACCCCCUCCCCCCAUCACAGAGAACAAGGGUUUGUUCUCUUCUGGGGGACAAAGAAGCAUCCCUACUUUACCCUGGUGGGGAGGAUGCACUGGGCUCCCCAGAUCGCCCGCUGUGGGGAGGCAGAAGCCUGGAUCUUGCACUCCACUCCAAGCUGUGGCCCUGGAGGGUCCUGCUUGUCAGCUCUUGGUGCUCUGUU
This is a messenger RNA of Eptesicus fuscus (big brown bat), 1942 nucleotides long. It is a transcript of the gene ETV4, whose product is annotated as ETS variant transcription factor 4. Gene Ontology annotation, cellular component: nucleus. Gene Ontology annotation, biological process: regulation of transcription by RNA polymerase II; cell differentiation. Bases 26 to 1474 code for a protein of 482 amino acids. Gene Ontology annotation, molecular function: sequence-specific DNA binding; DNA-binding transcription factor activity, RNA polymerase II-specific. The record is from RefSeq and is a predicted model, not a curated record. The transcript is spliced from 12 exons. NCBI's taxonomy places the organism in Eukaryota, Metazoa, Chordata, Mammalia, Chiroptera, Vespertilionidae.